AUGGUUCUGAAUCAACUGAAAAUUGGAUUACCUGCCAAGGCCAAAGUACUAGCUGAACAUGGGGAUAAAACUUUUGAAGAGCAAGUUAAGUGCUGUGAGAAGGAAGCUGUGAAUGUAUCACUAGCCAAUUUGCUGACAUACCCAUUUGUGAGCGAUGCUUUGGUGAAUAAGAAUUUGGCGUUGAAGGGAGGUUACUAUGAUUUCAUUAAUGGAAGAUUUCAGCUCUGGGGACUCAACUUCGGCCUUUCUCAUCCUUGUUAUAUAUGAACUCAAUACCACCAUUUUCGGGCGGGAGAAGAUACCUCUUGUUCUUGCCUUUUCUCCUUGUAUUCGUCAUUUAUGAGUGCUAGUUUGAAUUU
Messenger RNA from Nicotiana attenuata, 359 nucleotides. RefSeq names its product carbonic anhydrase, chloroplastic-like. Gene Ontology annotation, molecular function: carbonate dehydratase activity; zinc ion binding. The coding region runs from base 1 to 267 and encodes 88 amino acids. Lineage: Eukaryota; Viridiplantae; Streptophyta; Magnoliopsida; Solanales; Solanaceae. The transcript is spliced from 3 exons. The record is from RefSeq and is a predicted model, not a curated record.